AUGCUUAUGUACCCUUCUGUACGUAAGGGUCUCAUCACUGAACCAACUUCUGCACGUUUUGCCCACCAGCAGGACCCCGUUUGCAUACAAGACGAUCAGUUCAUCCCAGACUUCUCUCAACAAGACCCUUCACUGCAGUGUUUCUACCAAGAACAGCCUCGACUGCAGUCUCCCUUUCAGUAUCAACCUACUUUCGACUUUGUCUCUCCGCCCUCUUCCGCUCCCUCGUCACCUUCCUCCUCUCCCGCCUCUACCUUUUCCCACCUUCCCGCGACGGCAGUCGCGCAAUACUCGCCUGCCGUCGUAGACGGCAGUUCCUUCGAGGCUCCUUCGAUGACACCUGCUUCAUCGUACAACCCGUCGAUUCAUAUUCAGCAUUCGACUUCACCUCAAACUUCCAACCCAUACCUGCCACAAUACCAACCGCAAUAUCUCUACAGCAACCACCAUAACAGCAACCCCAUGUUGGCGCAACAUACUGUCGCAAAUAACCACGGUUGGGAAGGCAACCUGCAGCUCUUGAGUCCAGCUCGCAUUUCAAACGGUCUUUCCCGGACCUCAUAUCAAGACUCGCAGCUACAGACCUCUCCUGCCUCCAGCAAAUCUGCACCAGCAGGAAGUGUGCAACGGUCCAACAACGGUAGCCUGGCAAAGCCUCUGCCUACUCCUGUCCAGACUCCUGUGCAGAACUCUUUCCUCGCCACGCCUUUCCAGAACUACGAUCCAUCCGCACAUGAUGCUAGUCAGGCCGAGGCAGAAGCGGCUAUGAGACGGGCUGUGAUGGAGCAGCAGCAGCAAAACAACCAGCAGCAACAAUCACAAAACCAAUCAAGUGACUACUCACUGGCUCCCUCCGUUUCUACCGUGAGUCACAACUCGCCGGUGACCCCGCAGACAAGCUUUGACGAGAUCGACGAUGCAUCGAAGGCGAUGGCUAAUGACUACGGUAACCACAAUGGUAACAAUAUGACCAUCGGCAUUCCCAAGCUCAAUCGCACAAUCUCCGACAUCUACCAAGAUGAGCUAUACAACCCUGCCAUCAUGCCAGCACCACAGGUCCCAAAGCAACCCUCGUCCACCAACCAGCAUUACCGCAGCGUCUUUGCAGAUCGUCUGCAAGCUGCCAAUCAGGGUCACCUCUCUGCACGGUCUCAGUCUCCCGCGGUCAAUCUGAACCGUGACCGGUCGCCCUUCCGACAGAAUUCACCUAUGGCGGCCGAGUUCAGCAAUGUUGCUCAACUGGCCACCAGCGUGCCUAUGCCUCAAAGUGCCAUGAAUUUGGGACAGUCGCAGACAGAGCCCAAGACCAUGUCUCCCAAGGAUGCGGUUCUUGAUUUCAAUGAGACUGAAGAUGCUAGCAUGCCGCCAUUGUUCCCUUCGAGUCAACCUGAUUUCAAUCUCAGUGAUGCUUUGGGCUUGCGACGUGAGAGCAGCUCUUCAUUACGACAGGCACAAAACUUUCCAUCGAUGGAUUCGUUCCCCAGCCAGUUCAACACACAGACCAGCUCUCUCUCACAACAGUAUCCAUUCGUCCAGCAACAGCAGAACCACCGCCAGCCGCAGCACCAGCAGCAGCAAAACAGUUUGCUUCACCAUACACCCGAGUUUCCUGCCUCUCUUCCGCACCUUGACUCUACUGGGAGCGAGGUCAUUCAAAAUGAUAUGACUUCGCCUCAAUCCAACAUGAACAUUAUACCGCUUAAACAAGAGAUUACUCGGCCAGACAAUACAUCUACAGAUGGUGGCACCUACACCUGCACCUAUCACGGCUGCACUCUACGGUUUGAGACGCCGGCUAAGCUCCAGAAGCACAAGCGAGAGGCUCAUCGCCAGACUACCCCUGGCGGUCAUCUCGUUAGCCGCGAUCACUCGGCACGGAACUCUCAGGCUGGCCCCCACAAAUGUGAGCGGAUCAACCCUUCUACUGGGAAACCCUGCAAUUCGGUCUUCUCGCGACCGUAUGAUCUUACGCGGCACGAGGACACGAUCCACAACGCCCGUAAGCAGAAGGUCCGAUGUCAUCUGUGCACGGAGGAGAAGACCUUCUCGCGCAAUGAUGCGCUGACCCGGCACAUGCGGGUGGUCCAUCCUGAAGUCGAUUGGCCCGGUAAGCAGCGGCGCAGGGGCCGUGAAUGA
Molecule: messenger RNA, 2136 nt
Organism: Aspergillus lentulus
Lineage: Eukaryota; Fungi; Ascomycota; Eurotiomycetes; Eurotiales; Aspergillaceae
Source: RefSeq, a predicted model, not a curated record